AUUGAAGUCGCCUAUUCCGACACUUACCAUUUUGCUACAUUAUAGAAACAAAAUGCAAGGUCACAAAUUAUGUUGUCUGCUCGGACACAACAAUGAUGUGAGGGACCUGCAAAGUAAGGUGAACUGACUAAUCACAUAGAUGAUUAAUUUGUAUUAGGUACGGGAUUAAGCAUAUAAAGAAGGGUGGGUGUGGAUGGUUUUUGCCCUUUACAAUGACUGAAGGCUUACACUAUAAUAUUGAUACUCUAUGAUUAUACAUGCUAUAUAAAUCACUUCAUCAGUUGGGAUGCUGCAGUGGGAGGGGACAUUGCAUGGACAGUUCCUAGGGAAACAUAUAGAUCCAAUCGAAAUCAUGUUACCCUUGGCUGUUGAUUGAAGUGGAUGGGAUUCCAUGUCUCCAUCCUCAACCAAUACUAUAUAUUACGCAUAUGCAUAUGGAAAGGAACUCAUCAAUCACAAUUGUAAAUUCGCUAGAAGGUCUUCUCUUCUAUCUUUUCUCAAAUCACAAAGACGAAAUGGCAUUCCACACUCGAUCUAACAGCUUCCCGUCAAGGCCACACCCGAUCGUUGAAGAAGUUUAUGAACUUUUGUGCAGAUUGAGGUCUUCUGAAUCCACCUCCACAUCAUCAUCAAUCAGCCACAAGCUAAGUAACCUCAAAGACUUGCAUGAUUGUGUUGAGAAGUUGCUUCAGUUGCCCCUCACCCAACAAUCAUUAGCCCAAGAGCAGAAUGAGAAAUGGACUAAUGAGUUAUUAGAUGGCUCUGUCAGACUCUUGGAUGUUUGUGCCACUGUCAAGGAUACCCUGUCGCAAACCAAGGAAUGCGUGCAGGAUCUUCAAUCCAUCAUCAGAAGGCGGGGAGGUGAAUCUGCACUUACAAGUGAGGUCACAAAAUACUUGACCUCCAGGAAGAUGGUGAAGAAGGCAAUCCACAAGGCUAUGGUAAAUCUGAAGGGGAUGAAAAAUAGAUCAGCAUUCUCUUCCCCCAACAAGGACGAGGAGACAAUUGCCAUCGUUAGCAAGUUGAGAGACGUUGAAGCAGUCACUCGCGAAGUAUUUGAAUCGCUAAUGUCAUUCAUCUCAGGGCCAAAAUCACGGUCAUUGGUCUCAAAGAUGAUGCAGUCAAAAAAAGCGGCUUGUGAGAUAGAGACAGAAGUGAAUGAAUUUUCACAGGUGGAUGCUGCACUACACAAAAGUGCCGAUAACGCGCAAAACCAGCUUGAGAAGCUAGAGUCGUGCAUUCAAGAUCAGGAAGAAGGGCUUGAGUGCCUAUUUAGACAGUUGAUCAAAAUAAGAGUCUCCCUCCUCAACAUCCUAAACCACUAGAUUUAGAUCCUAAAUUUUGUACAUGAAAAGUAUACUUAUAUACAUUACAUAAUUUGAAAUGAAAUUGAGAGUCUAUUGAGUAAAUAUCUACUUUCUCGCUAUUUAAGAAACUAUUGCAGAACAACAAUCUUUGAUGAUAAUUUUAUGGGAUUUUCAGAAUUGCACUAAUCAAAUCCAAUAGAAUUUUCUGAUUUAACAAUGAUUAGUAAUUUUCUCUGUUUAUCCAUGAGUGAACUAGAACCCUAUAUGAUUUCAAGACUGGAAAUUUGACCACAGUAUCAUCAAGCGGUAACAAAAAUUAAAAAUUAAAGAAAAAAACAUCUAAGAAAGAGAGCUGGACACGGCAUGUGAUUUUGAGCAGCAAGCAGAGUAAAUAUCAGAUUUCACAGCUAUCAAGAUUCUUGUUGUCCAAAAAGAAUUAUCAUAUUCGUUCACCAAAUUUUUAUUGAUAAAAAAUAAAAAAUAAAAAAAAACAAAAGUUUCCCUCCUC
This is a messenger RNA of Pyrus x bretschneideri (Chinese white pear), 1815 nucleotides long. RefSeq lists its product as uncharacterized. Bases 429 to 1325 code for a protein of 298 amino acids. Lineage: Eukaryota; Viridiplantae; Streptophyta; Magnoliopsida; Rosales; Rosaceae. The record is from RefSeq and is a predicted model, not a curated record. Gene Ontology annotation, biological process: shoot system development; root development. The transcript has a single exon.